Messenger RNA from Sphaeroforma arctica JP610, 1391 nucleotides. RefSeq lists its product as hypothetical. The record is from RefSeq and is a predicted model, not a curated record. The transcript has a single exon. Lineage: Eukaryota; Ichthyosporea; Ichthyophonida. Bases 83 to 1249 code for a protein of 388 amino acids.
AAACUAUAUCGCAUGUUGUGCUUAUGUGCUAGUUGGAAUAAAUAAGUAGGAUACCCGAUUGCGAUUCGGAGAAUAAUACAUCAUGAGGGACUCAAUCCAGAAUAUACAGCUUGAACCAGAACGGAAACACAGAAGUCUGCGAAUACGUAUGUGUGAAAGCAAAUUAAUGAGAAUAUUAUCGAGUUCAAACUCAAAGGGAUCGAGCUUCAGCAAUGCGGUGGAUAACCAAAUCAUGAAUGUGGUCAUACCGGCACGGCGUUCGUGCCUAAAGCCCAAAUCACAAUACGCAGUUCCACCGCUCGGUGAUGAAAGCAUGGCAUCAUUCACGCGAGACUUUCUUAACCCGGAUGUGCCUGAGGGCGUAUUUGAUGUGCCAUCGACGAUUACUGCCUUGUACACACCGAGAUCGAGCCGCGAAGAGAAUUUACCGGUAUCUCGCGCAAAGAGGAAGACGGUCUUACGUUCACAAAACAACCGAUACAAAGAAGAACAACAUGUGUUCGCCGAUAAAUUGCCUGUCAAAGCUUCAGAUAGGUGCGGAAACAGUUCUUUUGGUCGUAGAAGUGAAACUGAUUCCCUGGACGACAGGAUAAGUGAUUUGGCCUCCGAAGAGUCGCCAUCGAUUGUAUGUCAUUUACGUAGGUCCACAGUACCUAGUAGGUUGCACAUGACAUCGCAAAUUGAUGCCCACCCUGUUAAAUCAGUCGCGCCUGUUGGCACCCGAAAAAUAGCUCGAGAGCGGCCAAUAUUUGAUUUGGUACCUGCAAGGCGACCAUCUCAGGUUGAGAAAGGGCCGGUCGCUUGCCAAACAGCUACUACCGACAUCGUGGUGAAUGAGAAUGCUUCUGAGACACACCGUGCAAGCAGAGCUUCAGUUAGAUAUAUCUCUCAGAAGUCAGAGGGACAUGCAACCGCUGAAGCCAGUAAGAGAGUCACACCUGGUGCUCGCCCAAGACCACGAUCAGUGAGCCUCACUCAUGAUACCCGGGUGGUGGACCAGCGCGAUCUCCAGGAAAGGCCUAUGCUACUAAAAGUAGAAAUGGACAGGAAUGCAGACCUUGUUAUCCAGUUGAAAUCGCUGGAGUUAGCCGAAGAAUUGGUAGAUUGCCCAGACUCUGCUGAUGUGAAAAGGCUCAAACCUCGAGCUCUUCCCAGGCCAAAAUCAAUGUUUGAUCCGUCACUUCGUCGAAAGGUACACGUCCAAGACUCAAGCUGUCUCAGUGAACUUACGAAAAGGCGCUGGGGUUAAGCAAAAUUUGUCACAAAGGUGUAUCGCAAUAAAAAUGUAGUCAAUAGACAAAGCACCAGGUGCCAAUUUGUGAUAAUCCUGUUCGAAGUCAGUAUAUCAAGUUUAGGGAUAGUCAAAAGUCUGAAACCUGGUUAAAUGCGCC